Plectropomus leopardus (leopard coralgrouper) is the source of this 1303-nucleotide messenger RNA. The record is from RefSeq and is a predicted model, not a curated record. Lineage: Eukaryota; Metazoa; Chordata; Actinopteri; Perciformes; Serranidae.
UCCUCGAUUUGUGUCUGAACGGAGCUUUGUGCCGUUUUAACCGGCUGUUGACCGGGACAAGUGUGUGCCCGGACCCGGGUACAGCUCCGGGUGUGACCAUAGAUCCCGUCUCCACCAAUCGUAAAGCAGUGUGGUGCACAGGACAGGAAGUUCAGGCUUCAUGGAGAUGAAGCUGUGUGGAGAGAUCACAGGACGAACGAAAAAGUCCAGAUGACAACAAUGACCAAAUAUGCUGACAUAGCAGGCUGAACGUUGGAUUGACAGCUCAACAACACACCCUUCUUCCUCCUGCCACCACCCGCUCAUUGUCCGUCCAGCCAUGUUGUUGAGGAGGAAGCUGUGCGUUGCCGUGGUGAUCGCUGCCAUCCUCUUCCUAAUGCUCGCCAGUCAGAGCAUCCAGAGGAGACACUUCCUGCCUCUGUCAUUAGCUCUGCCCAUCAGCAGGGCCACGCCCACCAGCAGGGAGGCAGUAGUCAAACCCACCGCCCCCCCUGCUGCUCUGACCCCUGACCAUCCCAGGACAACCCCUCCGCCCAGGACCACCCAACCUGAAGCAGAGGAGAAGCCUGUAGAGCAUAACCUGAGGUCAUGUGGUUGUACUGAGUCCUGUAUUUCAGACCUGGGGGGGUCAGAAUGGUUCAGCCGACGCUAUGACCCCAAACAGCAGCCCAUCCUCAGAGAUACCAACAACAAAUUUGACCCUGAUGCGCUCAAAUGGUGGCUGAGUCUUCAGCGGUCUGGUAAUGACCAGACUCUAGAGAAAGUGAUGUCAGACAUGUUCAAGGUCAUUUCCCCGCCCACUGUGGACUUCAGGCCCCUCCCUUCUCAUUGCCGUAGUUGCGCCGUGGUUGGCAACUCGGGCAACUUACGGCAGUCAGGAAACGGCAUCCUGAUCGAUUCCCACAACUCAGUUCUCCGGAUGAACAAGGCGGUGACUCGGGGAUUUGAGAAAGACGUUGGGAAUCGAACAACGCAUCACUUCCUGUACCCGGAGAGUGCAGUGGAUGUUGGCCAUGGCGUCAGCCUCGUCCUGCUGCCGUUUAAACUCAGAGACCUGGAGUGGCUGACCAGUGCACUGUCCACCGGUGAAGUUAAAAUGACCUACAUGAGGGUCAAAGAGCGAGUGGAGGCGGAUAAAGACAAGGUUCUGGUGGUGAACCCGGUGUUUUUCAAGUAUGCUCACGAUCGGUGGACCGAAGGACAUGGUCGCUACCCAUCCACAGGCAUGUUGGCCAUCAUCUUCGCUCUGCACACCUGUGACAAGGUAAGAAGGAGGGGGUGGAGUCUGCACCGUCAUCUCUAG